Molecule: messenger RNA, 1275 nt
Organism: Botrytis porri
Lineage: Eukaryota; Fungi; Ascomycota; Leotiomycetes; Helotiales; Sclerotiniaceae
Exons: 2
Coding region: 138-1091 (317 amino acids)
Source: RefSeq, a predicted model, not a curated record
CUCCAAUCCGCAUGCAUCCUGGGACAGGUGGAAUUAUGAGAUUUGAAUCUUUGAUUUUUUUCCCAAUUUUUUGGGUUUCUUUCUUCAUAAUGUAAGGUUAUAAAUUUCCGUUUUAUAAAAGUGUCUUGCAAGUGUAAAUGCGUCGUGUGUUUCCUUUGCGCUCCUUGCUCCUCUUUACCACCGUGAGAUUGGACGCUGUAGUACCGGUUCCGAAUACGAUUUCUACGUGUGCAGGUUCUGUUCGAUCUUUCUCUUCAUCUUCAUCUUUGUUUUCUGGAAUUGGCUUUGGUUUUGGUUCCGCUUCGAGAAAUAUAAAUUGCACGACGAUUGUGAAGGGAAAUUCUAUCGCGUGGAAUCCACAUACCCACACCCAUAACCGUAUACCCAUUCCUCAAUUUUCGCAAACUCGAACCGCAAAAAUGUCGACGGCGAGUGAGAAUGUAAAAGAGGUGGUUGAUAGGGCGGGGGAGCCCGCAAGUAAGCAAGAAGAGACACUGGGUGAGAAUGAGGAGAGGAAAGAUGCAUUGAAGGAAAUUGAAACGGAAGAGCAAAAAAUCGAAAAGAAAGAAGAGAAGAAAGAAGAUGCGCUCCCGAAAUUAAGCGCGGCGGAUUUUAAAAUUUAUAAUUCCAUGGCGGAACAUAUGAAUUAUUUUCACAACCACUUCCGCCAAACCUGGACCCUCCUCAAAACCGCCACGACCGCCAACCAACGCCCACGCAAUCUCUCUCUACGUCAAUUCCUCCAAACCGGUCUUUCCUUCCUCUCCCAACUCGAAGUACACCACAACAUCGAAGAACAACACAUCUUCCCCGUGCUCGCGCGCAAGAUGCCGGAAUUCGCGAAUGGGAAAAAUGCAGCGGAGUUGUUGCGACAGCAUAGGGAGAUUCAUCGGGGGAUGGAUGGCAUGCAGGAGUAUUUGGAGAAGUGUAGGGAUGGAGAGACGGAGUUGAGUUUGAGGGUUUUGGGGGAAAAGAUGGAUGGGUUUGGGGAGGUAUUGUGGAAGCAUUUGGAUCAGGAGGUGGAGACUUUGGGGGCGGAGAAUAUGAGGAGGUUUUGGUCGAGGGAUGAGAUGAGGAGGAUGCCGAUGUGAGGGGUGGGAGGUAUAGGGGAAUGAAGAUUUAGCGAGGAUGGACAGGGGCUAGGAAUGGGUGGGAAGAGAUGCGAAAGCAGCCUACUGAUUUUAAUAGGAUUGGGGAGGAGAUAUGUUAAUUCCUUGAAAUUAGCCAGCUUGAAGAUUUAAGUUAUACCAUCCAAAGAAAGAUAAAUUAAACUAU